GUGUCCCUUGGAUACAGCGGAUCACCGAUUCAUGGAAAGAGCCGAAGAUGUCGGCUCGGUCAUGUGAUCAGCUGUGUCCAAUCAGAGCUGAUCACAUGGGACAUGUACACUAAUCAUCAGAGCACUGAUGAUCAGUGUGCCCUGAUGAUCUGUGUAGCCCCAGCAGCGCCACCUGUCAGUGUCCAUCAGUGCCAGCUCUCAGCGCUCAUCCAUGCCACCUGCCAGUGUCCAUCAGUGCCCAUCAGUGCCACAUCAAUGCCACAAUAUCAGUGCCCAUCUGAGCUGCCUUUCAGUGUCACCCAUCAGUGCCAGUCAGUGCCACCUAUCAAUGCCAGUCAGUGCCACCUAUUAGUGGUGCUAAUCGGUGCCAUUUAUCAGUGCCAGUCAGUGCCGCCUAUCAGUGCCAGUCAGCAC
Molecule: messenger RNA, 414 nt
Organism: Staurois parvus
Lineage: Eukaryota; Metazoa; Chordata; Amphibia; Anura; Ranidae
Source: the annotation of a GenBank genome assembly